CCAGCACCAAGUAUCAUGUCUCUCACUUUAUUAUUGCUCAUGUAAUCGUGCAAAAAGGCCCCAUGUCCCGCACCGUCAUGCGCACAAGCUCAGUAGUGCCAGAGAGACUCCAGAGUGGUGGAGAAAAAGAGAAACGAAAAAAGAGAAAGAAGCACAGAGACGGAAAACCGAGGGUCGAACAUGUCCCUCUGGCAUAUAAUAUUAUCCACGCGUGCGCGGGCUCUUUCGGCAACGAUCAGCUGGAGGUAGUGUGUCGACGUCGAAGAAGUGUACAACAGCCAGUGGCGCCGCGCAACCCGUCGGCACCAUUUCUUUAUUUACUCUAUUUUUUUGUUCUGUUUUUCUUUUAAGAAAAAGCCUGUGUACAAAACGUAAAAUAUACUCGUUAGUCGUCAGGGCGAGUUUGAAUAAUAAAAAAAAACGUCUAAGGUUGAGGUAAGAGAUUGCACUGAGGUGAAUUUGUGGACUAAAAAGGAGUGAGAGCGACGUAUGCGUCGUUUUCGAGUUGUACGAUGAGACGACGAGGGACGAGAAAAUUGUAUCGUCGUUUCCUCAAACAGUCCGGUCAUUCGGUGUCCUCGACACUGGAGGACGACACCGAAGAGACGGCUGCUGAACAUUUGGGGAAUAACAUCAGUAUUCAAUAAGGUAUUAUUUGUUUACACGAGACCUAUGAUACCGAGGAUGUAUGUGUGAGGAAAGGAGAGUGAGACAGAGAGACACGAGUCCUGUACGCAAUCGCAGGGAUUGCCCCACGUGAAAUAAUGGCAUCUCAUGGGAACGCCUUGAUUUCACUGUUUUUCAUCGGGGCUUUGUUUAUUUCCGUUUGUGGACGCACCUAUGAGACACGAAGAUCAACCGGCGAUGGUAUCGCUGGAGCAUCAGCUAUCAAUGAACUGCCCAUGCAUGGACCCAGCGCUGAUAAUCAGGGAUUGCCCAGCAAUCUUGGUGAUGCUUAUCCUGGAAAAAAUUUUGGACCCAUGGGACCCGUUGACAGAUCUUUUCCGGGUGGUGCAUCCAGAAAUCUCGCUAAUGGGGGCGAUGAUCCAGGAAGUCCUACUACUGCUGUCAAGACACCCAGGCAGUAUGAGGUGUUCAAGGUUGAAUUUCCUAGAGUGGAAACACCAUUUGUCAUCGGCAUCUGGAUAUUCUUUGCUAGUUUGGCGAAGAUUGGAUUCCACAUGGCACCAAGAUUGAGCAAAAUAUUUCCUGAGUCGUGCCUCCUGAUUGUCGUUGGCGUUGUAAUUGGUGUACUACUGUUUCAAGCCAGUGAAGUGCAUGUAUCACCAUUGACACCAGACACAUUCUUCCUGUACAUGCUUCCACCGAUAAUUCUCGAUGCCGGCUACUUCAUGCCAAAUCGAUUAUUCUUCGAUCAUCUCGGUACAAUCCUGCUAUUCGCUGUCCUUGGCACUAUAUUUAAUACAUUAUCUAUUGGUGCGUCACUUUGGCUCCUGGGACAGAGUGGACUCUUCGGAUGUGAUACACCGCUGCUUGCCAUGUUUCUAUUUUCCGCACUGAUAAGCGCAGUCGAUCCAGUUGCGGUUCUAGCUGUCUUCGAGGAGAUUCAUGUCAAUGAAAUUCUGUACAUUGUUGUGUUUGGCGAGAGUCUACUUAAUGAUGCCGUCACUGUCGUGUUGUAUCACAUGUUUGAGACGUACAAUGCCAUGGAGGCAUCCAGCAUCACGUAUGUGGAGAUACUGUCAGGGUUUGCGUCAUUUAUCGUUGUUGCUAUUGGGGGAACGGUUAUUGGUGUUAUAUGGGGAUUUGCAACUGGUUUUGUCACGAGGUUCACUCAUCAAGUGCGAGUUAUUGAACCAAUUUUCAUCUUCGUUAUGGCGUAUCUCGCUUACUUGAAUGCUGAAAUAUUUCACAUGUCUGGAAUACUGGCCAUCACAUUCUGCGGUAUAACGAUGAAAAAUUAUGUGGAGGCUAAUAUAUCCCACAAAUCCCAUACAACCGUAAAGUAUACGAUGAAAAUGUUGUCAAGUAGCUCGGAAACAAUUAUCUUCAUGUUCCUGGGGGUGGCAACAGUUAACAAUCGUCACGUAUGGAAUACGUGGUUCGUCUUUAUGACGAUAUUUUUUUGCUCAGUUUAUCGAAUACUCGGCGUACUGCUGCUCACAGCGGUGGCUAAUCGAUUUCGCCUGCACAAACUCGACAAGGUGGAAAAGUUUGUAAUGUCGUAUGGAGGUCUGAGGGGUGCUGUGGCAUUCGCCUUGGUACUUCUCAUCGAUCCCAAGCACGUGCAACUGCAGCCAAUGUUUGUUACAACUACCAUUGCAGUUAUAUAUUUCACAGUUUUCAUUCAGGGAAUAACAAUCAAGCCAUUGGUGAGAAUACUUAAUGUCAAGAGAGCGGAAAGAAAGAAGCCAACCAUGAACGAGAGAAUACACGAGAGGAUUAUGGAUCAUAUAAUGGCGGGUGUCGAGGAUAUCCUGGGGAAGCAUGGAAAUUAUCACGUGAGGGACAAAUUCAAGCGUUUUGACACGAAAUUCAUUCGCCCAUACUUGGUCCGUGAUCACUGUGGCGCUGAACCCAAGAUACUGGAAACCUAUUCAAAGCUAGCUAUGAAAGACGCUAUGGAUUACAUCCGUCGUAAUGCUUCGACAAUAGGAAACAUAAGUGGCACGGAGAGUAUGUCCGCCAUAUUUCGAAACUACAGCAAUACUGGCCACUUCAACUCCAGUCCCAGUUGCAGCCAGCUCGAGAGUGGUUGGAACAUAGACCUCCAGGAGUUGGAGUACUACCCCUCGAAGAAAGACCUAACGGACGCUAAAAUCCACCAUCUCCUGGCUGAGGAGCUAUGCAAACCGUACAAAAGGGUAAAACAUCGUCGGCUAAGCUACAGUCGUCACGCGGUCAAUGACCGCGACCUGUCGACCCAGGUCAAUUACAAAAUGCACAUGAACAUUCGUCGUAUGAUGGGUGAGCACAAACACAGGCACAAACGCAGCAAAAAGUUGAUCAAGGAUGGGACAAAGCAGAAUCACGUGAGUUUCCCGGAAUUGCAGCAACAGAAUGGCUCGACAAAAUUAUUCUCCCAAGAUUACAUCAACGGGAUUUUGUACGAAACCGAGGACGGUGAGGAGGUAAAGCCCUCUGACAAUCCGGAUUGGGACUCAGCUAUUACCUUCACAGCCCGCAGUACAGAUUCAAAUCCACAUGGUGAGAGCUCUCAUCAUGAUAAUGGUAAUGACGAUGAUACUGAUGUCGAUGAGGACACUGAGAUGGGAAUUGUGAGGAGGCAAAGGGGUGAGUCUGAGGGUGAACCUUUCAGGGUAACAACACCCACUGCCAUUGAAACAAUGUUACCGUGGAAACGUGAGGAUGAUUACGACACUGGGAGGCCUGUUAAACAGAAUGAAUUUCCACCCUGGUGCUCCAAUAAAGAGUACAUCGCUUACAGUUCACCUUCAGCAACAUUUUUAGGUGGAAUCGAGCAACCGAAAAGUCAAUCGGUUAUCGGUUAUUUCCGUAAAGACAGUAUGGUCUCUCCCGACAUAUCGGGCUACCCAGAUCCCGAUGAGAGCGAUGAGAUAGAGGCGAUGGACUCAAAGCACUGCGAGCUUUCCUCAGGGCCAGAUAACGCCAGAAGUGUUAAGAGACGUGGCUCACUGAUGGAACUCAGUUCAGCCGAGUCAAUAAACAAAGAGAAACUCAACAAUGGCUCCCACUCAUUACCGGAAUACUGGAAUACCCAGAGAUUGCGUUUACAAACGACAUUUCCCUGUUCAACUACAAAAGCACCUAGUCUAUCGACAGCACUGAUAUCAUCAUCAACAGAGUCAUCGGAUGAUUACGAGGAGGAAUGACCGUGGAUAGAGACGUCUUCCACAGAGGGGCGUCAACGGCGAGGAAGUGACCUUCGCUCGGUACUGUCGGGCCUGUUCCGUCGACCGAGUGCUCCUGUAUGAUUUUAAAUACCAAUAUAACGAUAAUAUGAAGAAAUUCAAUAGAAUAUUCAAAUUCUUUUGGAAAUUCCAUUCGUUUUCUCCAGGUUCUAUUGGAAAUUCAAUCGUCUUUUAAUUUUUUUUAUUCAUUUAAAGAUAUGUUUGCAGCUGAAUAAUAAAUUUAGAAAUUUUAAUUACACUCAAUGAGACAUUCGCUGGAGUUUCUAUUGAGCUCUUCAACGCGGCGACUUGGUGAAUAGAAAAAUUGCAUUAGUUAAAAUAUCUAAAUUCUUUUGCAAAUUCAAAACUGUUUCUAUUGAAAGUUCUACUGUUGCUGCAUUUUUUUCACACAAUUAUGUUUUUUUAUGUCGAAAAAGCAUGGAACUUAAUUUUUUCAGUGGAACACGUUUAGAAUUUUUGAUAACAUCAUUUCCUAUUUCAUUGUGAUAAUUGUUAAUAUUUGUUGAGUCUUUCGAUUGAAUUUUUCAACCAAAUGAUUGACGAAAUAGAGCAAUAGUUGCUCCGAAAAAUAGGUCACUGAUUUUUUUUUUCAAUAAAAAAAAUUGUUGAAGUCUGCAACUGAAAGAUUCCACAAAUACAAAAAUAAUAAUAAAAAGAUUUGAAAAAAGGUUUGCAAAUGAAUGAUUUCAUUUAGUGUUGAAAUGUAUAAAAAUCUUUGGAAUUUUUGAAAGAAUUCUGUCGAACUUUUUCAUACCUCGUGAUAUAUUAUUUUUUCACUAAUUGUUCAAUGAGAUGAGAAUGAAGUUCUGAUAUGGAUUGAUCAACACAAUACCUGCAUUAAGAGUCAAUGGAAUCAAUAAUUUAUCAUAUUUUUCGCUGAUGAUGGCAGGAGGUGGAUUCUUAUGCCAUAGAAAUGAAUUCUCGAUAAUAUUUUUUCAAACGUCGUUGAUAACGGAGUAAAAACUAUCGGACGCCUAUUCGGUAUAAUUUAUUCUGUUAUCGUACACAAUUGCAGGAUUUUUUUAAACCGAUAAAUUGGUUUAAUUUAUUUAAAAAGGCAGAUUUUGUUUUCAUUUGAUUGGAGAAUUGUAUAUGUGAAAUAUUCAAAUUGUAGUUAGAUUACGUAAUUAUUACAAGUCUGUGGGCACCGCGAGCCACGCUGACACGGGUGCCUUUAAUUAAAACCAGACGAGUGUUUUGGUUACACGUGAGUCCAUUAAAAUCAGUGAUAAUUUUACAAUUUUAACAGCUUUUUUCAUUGAUUACCUGCGACGAAAUGCAAUGGCAACCAUAUUUACUGAAAAAUCCUAUUGGAAUUAUAGCAGAAACUAAUGGAAUUUGGAAUAUAAUUCCUACAGGCUUUUUCUAUUCUUCUAUAAAAAUUUCUCGUACGUGCAAUGAAAAGAGUUAAUAUUGAGUCAUUGAGUUAUGCCGAAUGCCAUAUCGUAUUGCUAUCACAAGAAAGUUCCAAAAUCAGUGAUCGUUACGAACGAUUUUUCUAAUCCUCUCAAUAAUGUAAUUGAUCGACCCAGUUCCAUGGCUGGCUAUCGAUUUUAUUUUUAGCCCACUUUAGAAAGUUGAGAUGAACUAAAUGAAUUAACAACCACCCACUGGUUGAACUAAAUAAAAGCGCAAUUAUUUAAUUGCGAAUUUUUAAUUUUAGGGAUAAUAGUUGAACAAUUUUUCCUAUUCAGUUAGUAUUGAUUUGCUUGAACGGAGGUUAAUUGGAGUACAAAGCAGCCAGAAUGGCAUAAUGUGAAUACGAAUUGGGGCAAUCAUCAGUGGGAAUGCGCCAUUGUAGAUAAUAUAAAUAAUUCCGGAAAAAAAACGAAAAAAUUGCUGGAAAAUUAGACGACGACCAGAAUAGGUGAUUACGCUCGAUUAGUCUUUACGCUGUUGAUUUGUUAAAUAAAUGUUUAUUUCGUAA
Diachasmimorpha longicaudata is the source of this 5781-nucleotide messenger RNA. It is a transcript of the gene Nhe2, whose product is annotated as probable Na(+)/H(+) antiporter nhx-9. The transcript has 16 exons. The record is from RefSeq and is a predicted model, not a curated record. Bases 765 to 3815 code for a protein of 1016 amino acids. Gene Ontology annotation, molecular function: sodium:proton antiporter activity; potassium:proton antiporter activity. Gene Ontology annotation, cellular component: plasma membrane. Lineage: Eukaryota; Metazoa; Arthropoda; Insecta; Hymenoptera; Braconidae. Gene Ontology annotation, biological process: regulation of intracellular pH; potassium ion transmembrane transport; sodium ion import across plasma membrane.